CUCCUUUGCAGAAAUGCAAGAAUAUCGCCCAUUUUCUUCGUCAUGGCGCUGGCGAUGUUGUACAGCUUUGUGGAAAACUACUAUUAUCAGUAUCCACCGGCAGUUCUGUUUUACCUGCCGCUGCUAAGGGAUGGCAAGCAUGGAGAACACGUCUAUUACAUGCCAUACAGCCACGUUCCCAGCUACUGCCUCGGAAUCGUUGCUGGCUUCUGGUAUACGACCAAAGUGUCACAUCAACUGCCUAAGCUCAAGGUGGCCUUUCUGUGGGUGGCAGCACUUUGCGCUAUCUGCAUCGCCCAGUUCGGCAGUGUCCUGUGGGCGGGAUACGAACACCCUUCAAGGAUCACGACGGCUCUGUACGCGGUCACACACCGAGGACUGUUCAGCGCGGGAAUAGCUUGGGUCAUCUACGCCUGCCUCACAGGCAGAGCCGGGUUCCUCACGAGCCUACUGGCAUGGCCUGGAUGGGCUCCGUUGAGUAGGCUUUCCUUCUCCGCAUACAUGAUUCAGGAUAUCGUGAUCCAGUAUGAGUGGAGAAGUCUUGCCAGCAGAGUUGACGGAGGCUAUUAUUUCAUGAUCGUUUUGGCUUAA
Messenger RNA from Rhipicephalus sanguineus (brown dog tick), 591 nucleotides. Its product is annotated as nose resistant to fluoxetine protein 6-like. NCBI's taxonomy places the organism in Eukaryota, Metazoa, Arthropoda, Arachnida, Ixodida, Ixodidae. The transcript is spliced from 5 exons. The coding region runs from base 43 to 591 and encodes 182 amino acids. The record is from RefSeq and is a predicted model, not a curated record.